Messenger RNA from Danio aesculapii, 2342 nucleotides. It is a transcript of the gene vps26a, whose product is annotated as VPS26, retromer complex component A. The coding region runs from base 108 to 1091 and encodes 327 amino acids. Gene Ontology annotation, biological process: retrograde transport, endosome to Golgi; intracellular protein transport. NCBI's taxonomy places the organism in Eukaryota, Metazoa, Chordata, Actinopteri, Cypriniformes, Danionidae. The record is from RefSeq and is a predicted model, not a curated record. The transcript is spliced from 9 exons. Gene Ontology annotation, cellular component: retromer complex; endosome.
CCUGUGUGGAUCCAGAGUGAGUCCGCGAGCGCACAGAGGAACGGACAGGGAUCCAGCAGAAGCUGCACUGAGGAGGACCGUGUUCAAGCUAAAGCUACAGAGCUGAAAUGAGUUUCCUUGGAGGUCUGUUUGGUCCUGUGUGUGAAAUCGAUGUCAUUCUGAACGAUGCCGAGAGCCGAAAAACAGCAGAGCUGAAGAGCGAGGAAGGGAAAUUGGAGAAGCAUUAUCUGUUUUAUGAUGGAGAAUCAGUUUCAGGAAAGGUAAAUAUCAAUGUGAAGCAAACCAGCAAAAGGCUUGAACAUCAGGGAAUCCGCAUCGAGUUUGUAGGACAAAUCGAGCUUUUCAGCGAUAAAAGCAAUACUCAUGAGUUUGUCAACCUUGUGAAGGAGCUCGCUCUGCCUGGGGAGCUGACACAAAACCGCAGCUAUGACUUCGAGUUCAUGCAGGUGGAAAAGCCGUAUGAGUCUUAUGUUGGAGCAAAUGUCAGACUGAGGUAUUUUCUUAAAGUUACAAUUGUGAGGAGGCUGUCUGAUUUGGUAAAGGAGUAUGACCUCAUUGUCCAUCAGCUGGCCACUUACCCUGAUGUCAACAACUCCAUCAAAAUGGAAGUGGGCAUUGAAGACUGUCUGCACAUAGAGUUUGAAUACAAUAAGUCCAAGUAUCAUCUCAAAGAUGUUAUUGUGGGCAAAAUCUAUUUCUUGCUGGUACGGAUUAAAAUCCAACACAUGGAGCUGCAGCUGAUCAAGAAAGAAAUGACAGGAAUAGGGCCGAGCACGACUACUGAGACAGAGACCGUGGCUAAAUAUGAGAUUAUGGAUGGAGCACCAGUCAAGGGCGAAUCCAUUCCUAUCCGACUUUUCAUGGCUGGCUAUGACCUUACACCCACAAUGAGAGACGUAAACAAGAAGUUCUCUGUGAGGUACUUUCUGAACUUGGUGCUUGUGGAUGAAGAAGAUAGAAGAUACUUCAAACAGCAGGAAAUAGUUUUGUGGAGAAAGGCACCGGAGAAAAUGCGGAAAAGGAAUUUCCAUCAGCGCUACGAAUCGCCUGAGCCACGGCCGAGUCUCCCUGCCGAGCAGCCAGAGAUGUGAGCGGGGUUUGAAGAGUGACCAACAGGGACACACGUACCUCUCAGUGACCAGUCGCAACUUCCACUGAACACCCAUGCAGAUCGCUGUUCACACGGUCACCCCUCACUGCUUACGGUGAUAUAAACUGUGCCUGAAGUGGCUCUGUCCUCCCUGCCGUCCACAGCAAGCAGUCUGUUAGUAUACAAGGACACUUUUUAGAAAGCACUGGAAACUAUAAUGUAAGUCAUAUAGCACAUCUUCAAGAUUGCACGUCUCCCUAAAUGAAGAAAUGUUUUUAAAAGAAGUGCACUCACUGGUAUCCUCUAUGUUCCACGUCAUAGAGCAAACAAAUAGAGACCUAAACACAUUUUAAAGAGCUUCCUCAUGCAUGCUAGCUGGUGAAUCUGAGUAAGUACUGGUUAAUAAAGGCUAUGGGUAAAGUUUAAAAAGAAAUGCAACGGCACCCAGGCCACACUGUAUUUUCAAUCCACUUUAAGCUGUAAAACAUUUAUGUUUAACUUAUUUAGCUUCUUUUUUUUUGUUUGUUUGUUUUCUUUGGUUUGUUUGUUUCUUAUAUACUCUGAUAAAUUAUGUCCUUAAAAUUUAAAGAAAGUAUAUGUCUAUAUAUAUAAUAUUUAAAGAGGUUUUGGACUAGAAGCUUUAUAAAACUGGGGCAGUUUGUGUAUUUAUAUUGGGCACAUCUAUUGAAUAUCUAUUCUCAGCCCAAUUUUAAAUACCGCACUGGCUUAGUAGUAAAAGAGGGCCAUUUGAAAUUCUCAGUUAGUUUUAUGAAGUGUUAAAUAUCAUCUCUGCUGCAAUUGCAUUGUCUAAACAAUAGACACUUAAGAAAGAUGAUUUUGAAAUGUUUUGUUGUAUUUUUCGCAUGUCAUCCUGCUUUAAGGUUUCCUGAGAAGGGGAUGUUAACAAUUUUUCACUGUCACAAAUGUGCGCUCGCAUACGUUAUGUGGUUUGUGAAGUAAAUGUUUAUUUAGAUUAUCAUUUCAAAAGUCUUUGUUUCAUUCUAUAGCAUUACAUGUAUUCCCUGUUUCCUUCUAUUGCUUUGAUUUUAAAACUUACACUACAUUAUUAAUGAAAAUGUGUGUGUUCAAAACAGUUGAGAGUGCCCCAAUGGAAAUGACCAGUGUUUGGAGAACUGAGUGAGUAGUUGUGCUGCGGGAACUGAGUCAUUUGUACAUCUUGAAAAAUUGUACAUAUCCAGCCAUAGUUUGUUUAUCUACCAAAAUGUCAAAUAAAAAUGGAAGUUUAUACUUA